This is a messenger RNA of Alternaria rosae, 1337 nucleotides long. RefSeq lists its product as uncharacterized. The coding region runs from base 174 to 1268 and encodes 364 amino acids. The record is from RefSeq and is a predicted model, not a curated record. The transcript has a single exon. NCBI's taxonomy places the organism in Eukaryota, Fungi, Ascomycota, Dothideomycetes, Pleosporales, Pleosporaceae.
UACCAUUGUGAAAUAGCAUCGAUCCAUACAGUGCAUCACCCGUGCACCGACUUCAUAAGAAUCUGGCCAGUCCGGAAACUCAACGAAUUUCACACAGAGCCGGACUCGCCACCCUCAUAGUUCAAACCGCACAGUAAAGCUUUUUCUAGGAGCCACUUGCUUACAUAUCUCCCAUGGGUAGACAUGCAGAAGAAGAGCUUCGGGAAAGCUAUUACAUCCACUGCCGCAACAGGGGCUACACCAUCGACGAAGCCUCUGAACGCAGUCUCACCUACGUUAGGCGUGUUCUCAACGCAGAUUCGCUCACCUCGAAAAGAUACCUAGAAGAGCUAUAUCAAGCGAGUGUAGCGCACCAUAUCUAUUCAUCGUCUCCAUCCUCAUACGACGAUGAAUCGCCUAAGUAUAGCUCAUUGAAAGCUAGAGAUAAAGGUAUACAUGAUGCCUUUAAUGGGUUCUCCGGUAUGAUGGAGAGUCUUUUUGACGACAACGACAAAACAUUUGCAGAGAUGCGAACGCAAGAAGAAGACUGGAGCAUACCAAGUGUACCAGGAUAUCGCGCUCCUCAAUACAUCCCCUCCCAUUACGACUACCGGGAUAAUAGUCGGGAGCCACAAAGGCAACACGCGGAGGAUUGGAGUACACCGAGCUAUCGCCGUCCAGAUUACAUCCCUUCUGCCUACGACUAUCAGAGCAAUGCUCGGCAAUCGCGUGAAAACUCCGACAGAUAUACUACCAGAGAUUAUGACCCGCAGCGUUCAUCCUCUUAUGGCCCUCGUAGUCAUCCAUACAGUUGGUCUCACUCCAGUAAUAAAGACCGCGAGCCACCUUCAGGCUAUAGGUAUUGGAGUGCAGAGUCGAGUCGCUCCUCGCACUCUUCAUCAACACCCAGUUAUACAUUCUAUUCGUCGUCCGAUUCGUACCCGACCAACUCUUCUUAUUCUUUCCGCCCCAGCGCCCCACCUAAAACUUCUUAUGUAACACCGCCGCCAUCAUCAUCUCAACAGCCAGCCAUGCCACCUCCGCAGGGUAUCAAACCCAACACAGAUUUCUAUAUCAUGCUUGGUCUCAGUCGAAGCGCCACAGCCGCUGAUAUCAAGAAAGCGCACCGUGCUAUGAGCCUGAAGUGGCAUCCUGAUCGCUGUCGUGGACAAGACAAGAGGAAAGCUACUGAGAGGAUGGCGGAGAUUAAUCAGGCGAACGAUGUAUUGAGUGAUGAGGUCAAGAGGAAAUUUUAUGAUACAUGGAGGUUGUUGCCUAGUGAGGUGUAGAAGAAUCACAUGAGUUUGAACAGAUUUCAAUGUUUAUGAUUGAAGACAGUGAUCAGUUGCUUUCCUUUC